UGUUUCAUGUGGCCUCCGGUGGCAAGUGCGCUGUACCAGCACCCAGCAGGCUAUUAUUUUGUCGGCGCAGUUUCUUUCGAGUCAUAGUGGUGACGCACGGCACAAGGGUCAAUGCGGGUGCGCUGAUAAUGGAGGCAUUCUCAUCAGUUGCAAACACGAAGCGCGGCCAUAUCUUACACUCGGUUCGUGCUUCUCCUGCUAUAUUGCAUCUUCAUCUCAUUUAUUCCGUGCUGAUUUGGUGGCUCGUGUAACUUUUGGUUCCACCUCCUAUUCUCCUUUACUGCGUGACACAAAGAGUAAACUAGACAAUACUACUACGGGCUGCUAGCAUGUGCCAAUUCAAGAAAAGGGGGAACCCACGACCACAGAAUGGGCUUUAGGUUAGACAGAGGUUGAGUUCCAUACGAACAUCCAACCUUCUGAUGAUUUUUUUGUGUGUCUGCUUGAUAGCUUGGUAAUGGACAUGGAUGGUGACCUCAGAUUACAUCCUAUGAUGAGAAGAGCGCCCUGCUGGAUUAUGUUAUCUGUGAUCCUGGUUCAGUAAAAAUUCAUGCUGACCCAGCAAGAAUCUUGGGCAGUGAAUCAACAAUGGUGGGGCCCGUUCAAAGAUUUAGUGGGUUUCAAAGCAAUGCCUACCGAUGCUUGCUGAGUAGGUGUGCAUCAAUGGUCCUUUCGCAUUGACUUUUCCUCAUGAAGUUGCCUGACAAUUAUAUUGGACUUUUGUGGGUCAGUCAGUCAUGUUCAGGAUGAAUCUUGACUCCUCAGAUCAACUUAAAUUGAAUAGUCUGAUUAACCAUCGCUUUGUACAAAUCCAGCUAAGGUUACAAUGAUUGUGGCCGUUAUUGGAAACCCGACCUACCACUGAAAUCAUUCUAGACCAGAAUCAAAGUACAGCAACCUCAAGUGCACUAUGAUAACGUUAUAGCCUUUUGCUAUCACUCAGACUUGUGGCUCCCUCAGUUUGUCUUUCUGCAUUCUCUCUUCUCUUUUGCAUGCUAUCCAAUUUCAUGAAGUACAAAGUAUUUAAUGAAAGUCACAGUGUAUUGUCUUGGUAACUGCAUGUGCACUCAAUUAUCAGUCUAGACAUUCUGGAAGUUACUGUUUAUUUCUCAGCUUUGAUCUAUCCACUGGACAUUGAAAUUAGCUUUGAUGUUCUAUGUUUUCUACUAAAUGUUGUAAGUUCCUUUGUACAGUAAAAGUUAUUUAUGUUUUGGACGCAACAUGAUCUCUGGCAUGUUCUUUAACCACUAUUUUCUAUUACAAUAUAUGAGAUUGUGAAAGCAGUUUCAAGACAUUUAUAACCCCCCCCCCCCCCCCCCCCCCAAUGAAUAAUUUUAAUACUAUUGGUAGUCAGUUCGAAAUUUUGACCAGUCCUUAUCUAAAAUUUGUGCUUAGAGAGACUAGAAUAUAGUCACCUAAAGUGGGUUUGAUGCCUUUGACCCUCAACCUGGAUUCGUUGACACCAACCCAGAUUCACAGGUUCAUUUUCGACCCAAAGUGUAAAAGCCUCUUCCGAUUAGCGUCCCACGUUCCACAAUCCUGUAUCUCGACUCUGUCGACCUGAAAACAUUGUGACUAUGGACUAGAAUUGUAAGGAUGAAAUAAGUGAGUUUAUCAAGGAGAGGGGUAUUAUGCAGUUUCUUUGUAGCAACUUUGGUUUCUCAUUAUUUUUUCCAUUAUUUAGGAAGUUGGUAAAUUGUUCGAACCUUGACUUGUGGUUUCUAUGGGUUUCAACUCUAGCCUAAUCCAACUUGCUAUGCUUGAGACUAAAAGGCUUUGUUGUUUUUGUUGUUGUUGCUGAGGAAGUUGGUAAAUUCUGUUCAUUAGUUAAACCGUAUCACAUUCCUUGCUACUAGUCUAGUAGGGCCUCCUAACAUGUGUGGACUUUUGAUUUUCACUUUUCACUGCUUCAUCACGUGUGUAGUCUUGUUAACAUAACUAAUUUGUGAUAUUUUACAUCUAUGCACAUAUCACUUCUUAUUUCAUCUGUGAAAUGCACUUCUUUCUCCUUUUUUUCUUUCUUGAAACACGCAUGAGAGCUGCACAUCUUUAUAUAUUAGAGAGAAAAUAAGAUCCUACAAGAAAGUAGUUCGUGCAACGUAGGAACCCCAAGAUAACUCAGACACUUAUAGCCAAAAACAACCUAUAUACUUAACUUGACCUGACCAAACUAAGGGCUUCAGCUAAGCCUAAACUUCCAAGAUGUUUAGCUCCAGCUUGUACCCAACAUGCCAACUCAUCCAAGAAGCUUCUCUGCACGUUGCUGAUGGAAGGAGAAUCACCAUGAAAGACUACCCGGUUAAGCUUUAACCACAAAGACCACACCCCCAGAAUAAUGACACUAUUAGGCCUUUCUUCGCGAAAGGGCCUCUAGCUGAGUUGGUUAGGUGGUCUGAGUAGCACUCCUCAGUCCUCACUUUCUCAGGUCCUGGGUUCGACUCCUCGUGGGAACGAAUUUUAGGCUGUGGUUUAAAAAAUCCCCUCGUCUGUCCCACGCCAAAGCACAGGUCUAAGGCUCGUCCCCGGUCGCGGUCGUCCUCACAUGGGCUUCGAUGACGCUGUGUAUGGAUGGGGCAGGGGUUUAGGGGUUUUCUCGACCUGUGUGAGAAGGUCUUCUUCUUAAUACAAUUCUCGGGGGCUGUCUUACCCCCGCAGGUCGAGUUAUUAGGCCCUUCUUCUUGUCUUUGUGGACCCUUUUGCAAGCACUUUUCCACCAUUCAGAAAAAGAGCUAUCUUCCACAUGACCAUAGCAGGAGUGAGACGUCCAAGACCAAAAGGGGAUAAAUAUUGUGCCAAAACUGCCGAGCAAAGGCACACAUAGCUAGGAGGUGCUGAACUGUUUCUUGCUCUUGAUCAAAAAGAGCGCAAGCUUCAGGAAUCAGGAUGGGAGAGGCUUCUCUUAUCUAAUCUAUCAGCUGUCCAACAUUUAUUCCUCAUGGCCAGCCAUAGACAACUCUUGCAUUUAGGAGGGGCCCAAUUCUUCCAUAAUCUUUCAUUUUUUUGAAGCUUCAGCUUGUUUAGAGUGAGCUAUAUUUGAUUUAGUGGUGAUUCUGGUGGCAUAACUUCUUGUUUUGUCAAUUACCUUGUGUUUACUAGACUCUGCAUCUUUCCCAGAUAGUUGUGUGCACUCUAUAAAAACAAGGAUUGAUAGGGCUAUGAGAGUAAUUUUUUGAAAUUAGUGACUGCUUACAUGUUGUGAUUCAAUAUGCAAUUUGCAAUGCCACUUAUCUGAUACUACCUCCCUUUGUGUUUAAUGUUGGUAAGUUCAAUUUUGCAAUUAGUGUCUGCUUACAUGUUGUGAUUCAACAUUCAGUGUCACUUGUCUGAUACUACCUCCCUUCCUUUAAGUUUGAUGUUGGUAAGUUCAACUUUGCACUAACCAGCAUCAAACAUAAAAGAUCAGAGGGAAUAGCUUAAAACGAAAUGCUCAACUUUUGGUGUGAUCAUAAAUGAUACAAAGAAGAAAGGAUUGGGAGUAUCUAAUUGGAUUUGGUGGACGUCGAUAAAUGGAGAUUCUAGGCAUUGCUCUUUUCUGUUUCUUGGAUAAUGUUGUGUGGACCACUCUAGGUAUCUCUGGUGGAUAAACAAGAAGAUACCACCAUAUAGUGUGGUGUUACUCAUUAAAAUUGCUUUGAAUAUAUCGACUUCAAACAUCAGUGUAAAGUUAUACAAGGUUAGCUGAUACCACACUCUUUCUCUACGUGGUCACUGUGUCAAAUCAGAAGAAUUGCUGUCUUGCACUUGAGUUAUAGUGGAGGGUGAUGUCAGAUUGGAUAGCAGUGCCAUGUUGUAAUACCAAUUGAACCCAUCAGAACACAAUUUCUAUUUUUUUUGAAUGCCUUUAUUUUUUUUACUAUGCAGUUUUCUUGGACAGUGAAUCUUCUAACUUUUGUUAAAGAAACUACAGGGUGUGAUCUUUGGAGUGCUUUCAUAAGGAAUCUUCCAGUGUUGUGCUUUGCAUACAUUGGCCGAGCAUCUUUAUGAUCGGAUUUGUGUGGCUUCAGCUCUAUAGAGGAAAGUGGUUGAUUUUUAUUUUCCUUUACCUGAAUAACGCACUUAUUCCUAAUUGUUUAAUAUGAUGCCACUAAAGCACAAUACACAUUGUUUUAUAGGAACUAGUUUUAGUUUUGUUCUUUAAUGGUGCUUCACCUAUUUAUUAUAAAGCACCAUUGAGAUUCAAGACACUAUUGGUGUCAUUUUGUACCUUUUGCAUUCUUAUUUUGUCACCCAAAAAGAGACAUCACAUAGUGGGAGGACUCAUCCAAAUAUUCUAUAUCCCAAAAGUUGGGUUGCCAUAUAUUACUUUCUGCUGUGAUGGUUUGAUGUGAAAAACAUUUAUAGUGCCUUCAUGAUUCAGUAUAUAAUACUAAAUAUAUCAAUUGUUUCUGUUGUCCAAUUUAUUUUUUUCUCCAUAAGGCUGUUAGUUUUGCAUGAGGAUAAUCAUUCCAGGUACACUUCUAUUCUCUCCAUACAUCACACAUUUAGGUAUAUCAUUGGUUUUUCACAUCUGUUGCUGUUGGCUUUUGAAAUUGUGGGUCGCCAAUUAAAAUAAACAUCAGUUCAUGACAUCCGAUGAUAUAGCCUCAUGUGUUUCAUGUAUGUAUUACAUGUUAAGUUUUUAUUAUUGAAAAGCUUGAUAUGAGGAAGUUAGCUCAUUUGUGUUGUAGUAAAAAUCAUAAGCAUAUGGAUAAAGUAUUACCGUCUGUUAUGUGAUAUACUUUUUGGUUCCAUUGCUUAUUUAUGAUCAUUACUGUCAGGACAAGUACAUUUUCAACCUUUUUACUGUGCUUGUGAUUUCUUUUCAAACCUUUAAAACUAAAAUCAUCCAUUUGCAUCCUUAAAACUAUAAAAUCUCUAAUCUGCAUACAUUUUAAGGCUUUUUUGUGCUGACAUGGGUACUAUGUAUCAUCGAAAACCGCUGGAUUUUGGGAUGAAGGUUGCGUUUUAAUUAGAUGGUUUUGAGAGACAUGUGAUUAAGUGAAUGAUUCAAGCACGAUUUUGAUUAAAUAUUGUUCUUUAUAAUUUGGCUACUUGUUGGUAAAUUUACUGCUGCCUGCUCACUAUGGCCAAGUUAGAAUUUCCCCUGAAGUUUUCACUCGACUGUCCUGGCGAUUGCAACCCUUUACCCCUGGUUCUGUGUAACUGAUAUAGAACUCAGGCUAGCUUUGUAUAUUCUGAUUCCAGUAAAGUGCACAUAUGGAUAUAUGCUGCAAUAUGGUGGUCCGUGACAUCACUGCAUGCGAUUAAGAAGGUUAGAUUUGAUGGUCUUUGGAAUGUAAAAAGGAUUCAAUAUGAUUUAUGGAAACACACAAAAAUAGAUGUUAAUUUUUGGUCUUAUCUACAUCCUACAUAGUCAUGUAACCAGUAAUUGUCAAGGAUGCUGGAAUAAUAUGCAACUUCAUUUGCUUUCGUGCCUUUUCUGUGGCUGGUGUAUACAUUUUGCAUGGGCGUCUUCAACUUUCCUUCCCUCUCGGGUAUAUAACCAAUGCUUCCUCGUGUUAUGAUGCCAAUAUGUUUGACAAAAGAAGCAUGCAUUUCAUGAAUCUACUUUGCCGAUCUGUGUAAUUCCAUUCGGUGCUUCCUAUUUCCUUUAUUCUUUUUCUCUUUUGGGGGAAAUUGACAUCCACUCAUUGUUAUAUGGCACUAUCACAGUGGUGAUAUGCAGUGGGUCCGCUGUCCUAACCACAUGCACCAUACCUCUUUAAAACCCCAGCCUAAUGUGCAUCCUCCAGUCCAAGGCCACUAGGAGUUUGUAAUGGAGAACAAUACCCCUCCAAAGACUGGGACGGGCUUCUUAAAAACUUGCUUCAAUGGAGUUAAUGCUCUCUCAGGCGUUGGAAUAUUAUCUAUUCCAUAUGCAUUGUCUCAAGGAGGAUGGCUGAGCUUACUUAUCUUCUUAACCAUAGCAAUCAUCUGUUUCUACACUGGUAUUCUCCUACAGAGAUGUAUAGACUCGAGUUCGCUUGUUAAGACCUAUCCUGAUAUCGGUGAGCUAGCUUUUGGGCGGAAAGGAAAAAUCAUAGUAGCAAUAUUCUUGUACCUAGAGCUGUAUCUUGUGGCUAUUGAUUUCUUGAUAUUAGAAGGUGACAACUUGGAGAAAUUAUUUCCAAAUGCUAACUUCCAUGCUGCCGGGCUGAAGGUUGGAAGCAAGCAAGGGUUUGUGUUGAUGUUCAGUCUACUUGUUUUACCAACAACAUGGCUUCAGAGCUUGAACAUGCUUGCAUAUGUCGCCCUUGGUGGAGUCAUGGCUUCUGUCAUUUUAAUCGCCUCUGUUCUGUGGGUUGGGACAUUUGAUGGGGUUGGUUUUCAUAAGAAAGGUGUGCCUGUGGACUGGUCUGGUAUGCCAACUGCCAUGAGCUUAUAUGCGUUCUGCUUCAGUGGCCAUGCUGUUUUUCCGAUGAUAUACACUGGCAUGAGGAACAGAAAAACGUUCCCCACAGUGUUACUCAUCUGCUUCAUUAUCUGCACUCUUAGCUAUGGCCUGACAGGUGUCAUUGGAUACUUGAUGUUUGGGAAAUCAUUAAGCUCCCAGGUGACUCUGAACCUUCCAGCUAACCAUUUUGCCUCCAACAUUGCGAUCUACACGACGUUGAUCAAUCCGUUUACCAAGUUCGCGCUGCUGAUCACUCCAAUAGCAGAGGCUAUCGAAGAUAAACUUCAUGUGGACAAGAAUAAGACCGUCAGUAUCUUAAUCCGGACUGCGCUGGUUGUCAGCACAACCAUUGUGGCCCUUGCCGUGCCCUUCUUUGCCUAUGUUGUCGCUCUUACUGGUUCGUUUCUCAGCAGCACGGUCACAAUUUUGCUACCAUGUGUUUGCUACCUGAAGAUCAGCUCACGGACCUCCAGGAAUCUGAGGUUGGAGCUGGUAGUUUGCUUGGGUAUUAUCAUGAUUGGGGUGGGAUUAGUUUUGGUCGGCACGUAUAGCUCACUGAAAAAGAUUGUUCAUAGCUUUUGAUUUCUGAAUGAUAUAUGCACCUUGAGGCCUUAGUUCGUUUCAUCCUUUAUUAAACCAUGAAGACUGAAGGGGAUGAUUGAUGAACAAGGCCUGAGUGGGUGUAAUGUAAGGCAGAAGAAACCCUAGGCAGAUACUGUAGCAAAUGAAUCGUAGACAAGCCGAUCUUGCGAUCUAGAAUAAGUCGCUUACUGAGAAGUCAAACUCGUGUAAAUUUAAUCAAAUAUAUGUAAAAAAUUACUAAUGUCUAUGUAAUAAACGCCAUUAAAUUAGAUGUGAAAUAUUUUUAUAA
Messenger RNA from Zea mays, 7244 nucleotides. Its product is annotated as amino acid transporter AVT1I. The transcript has 3 exons. Gene Ontology annotation, cellular component: vacuolar membrane. Gene Ontology annotation, molecular function: L-amino acid transmembrane transporter activity. NCBI's taxonomy places the organism in Eukaryota, Viridiplantae, Streptophyta, Magnoliopsida, Poales, Poaceae. Bases 5756 to 6955 code for a protein of 399 amino acids. Gene Ontology annotation, biological process: amino acid transmembrane transport. The record is from RefSeq and is a predicted model, not a curated record.